AUAUAUAAAUUUUAUAAUGACUCUAAAAAGUAAAAUAUUUUAUCCAGGACCGGAGCAACAUUUUUUAAUGUAAUACAAUAGCAGUACAUCGUAUAAUUAAAAGAUUUACAUAUAAGAACAAAUUUUGUGUCAGCGAGAAAAUUAAUGAAUUGAUCUUCCGUUACACCAUUUGGCAGCAAUGUCCAUAAAUACCUCUUCAACAUCUUCAUAACAGAGCAAGAAAUUAAGCUCUGCUUUAAGAAAAAGCUUCUUCCAUAAAUCUCUUUAAUUUCCAUUUUACAACCAUGGUCACUCCAAAAAUUCAUGCAGCCAUUCUAGCAAGUCCUGGCAUGGGACACUUAAUUCCUACCAUGGAAUUAGCAAAACGUCUUACCACUCACCAUGGUUUCGACGUCACCGUCUUCAUCGUCACCACCGAUUCAUCCGAUUCAGACAGAACAACUACAUCAAAAAUACUUCAACAAACAUCCAACUUUAAUGGCAUCAACGUUGUUGUAACACCUCCAGUCAAUGUCUCCGACAAACUUGAUCCAAACAACCCAUCGUUGGGUUUAAGAAUUGUUUUAACUAUGUUUGAAUCUCUUCCUUAUAUUCAAUCUCAAAUAUUAUCCAUGAAAUUUCCUCCAUCAGUUCUUAUUGUGGAUCUCUUUGGUACUAUGGCUUUACCUAUGGCACGUGAUCUCCACAUGUCUACUUAUGUUUUCUUUGCAACAAAUGCUUGGUUUUCUGCUGUUAGUAUUUACCUUCCUUUCAUAACAAAGGAAGCGUUUUCUAGACACGCGAAUGAUCAUGAACCGCUUUUGAUUCCGGGUUGUGAACCGCUUCGGUUUGAGGAUACACUUGAAACGUUUGUCGCCCCAUGGGGGCCUAUUCACGAAGGCUACGUUGAAGCCGUAAAGGAGAUAUUGUCAGUUGAUGGGAUUCUUAUGAAUACGUGGCAAGAUUUAGAGCCGACAGCUAUUAAGGCCGUUACAGAAAAUGGAAUUUUGGGACAGUUUGCUAAAGGACCGGUUUAUUCAAUUGGACCGCUUGUGCGAACCGUUGAACCAAAGGAGAAGACCGAGGGUGAGAAAUUAAUUUUAAGUUGGCUUGACAAGCAACCAGAUGAGUCGGUGAUAUAUUUGUCGUUUGGAAGUGGUGGGACGAUGUCAGAAGCUCAGAUGAGAGAAUUGGCUUAUGGGUUAGAGUUGAGUAAGCAGAGGUUUAUUUGGGUGGUGCGACAACCCAUGGAGGAAGAUGCAUCUGCGGCGUUUUUCAACAUAGGGAAGGGUGGUGAUGGAUUGGCAGUGGUGGAUUACUUACCAGAGGGGUUUGUGAAUAGGACUUCAGAGUUGGGGAUUUGUGUCCCCAUGUGGGCCCCACAGGCUGAGAUUUUAAAACAUCCAGCAACAGGUGGUUUUGUAACACAUUGUGGUUGGAAUUCUGUCUUGGAGAGUAUCCUUAGCGGUGUUCCUAUGGUUGCAUGGCCCCUUUAUGCCGAGCAAAAGAUGAAUGCUACUUUGUUGUCAGAGGAGCUUGGGGUGGCAGUGAGGGUGAAGGCAACUGAUGGAGGAAUCGUUUAUAGGGAGCAAAUAGCAAUGUUGAUUAGAAGAGUGAUGGUGGACGAAGAUGAUAUAUGCAUGAGGGUUAAAGUUAAGGAGUAUAAGCUAAGCGGAGAGAAAGCUCUUUCUAUGUUCGGUUCUUCUCAUGAGUCGCUUUGUCAAAUGGCGAAAGAUUGUGAAGUUCAUCUUCACUUGAAUUCUGAGGCAAAAUGUCGGGGUGCUUAAACAAUAAAUAAGACAUGUUAUGCAUUUACAUAAUUUUUUAUUGUAAUUUAGUUACUAUAUGCAAUCAAUAAAUUGUGUUUUUUUUUUUU
Trifolium pratense (red clover) is the source of this 1855-nucleotide messenger RNA. Its product is annotated as UDP-glycosyltransferase 72E1-like. Lineage: Eukaryota; Viridiplantae; Streptophyta; Magnoliopsida; Fabales; Fabaceae. The transcript has a single exon. Bases 285 to 1766 code for a protein of 493 amino acids. The record is from RefSeq and is a predicted model, not a curated record. Gene Ontology annotation, molecular function: UDP-glycosyltransferase activity.